Penicillium soppii is the source of this 2538-nucleotide messenger RNA. RefSeq lists its product as uncharacterized. The transcript is spliced from 5 exons. Bases 1 to 2538 code for a protein of 845 amino acids. The record is from RefSeq and is a predicted model, not a curated record. NCBI's taxonomy places the organism in Eukaryota, Fungi, Ascomycota, Eurotiomycetes, Eurotiales, Aspergillaceae.
AUGAGGUCGAUUGUAGACUCGAUCCGGAAUCCCCCUAGUCCCGCAGUACACCGCGCACCCCCAACUGCGAACCUGAGUCCCAUUGAUCCCCGAAUGCCCCCAAAUCUCAUCCCCGGUAGCCCUGGCAGGGCUUCACCCACUCAUGCCAAACCUUCACCCCCGGGUCUGCCUGCUUCGAAACCCGUCACACCUCCCAGUCGCGAAGGCCGAGAGCCCGCCCGGAGCCCCCAACCGCCCAAAUUUUCUAUCCGCAACAUUGCCAACCAAGUUAACGAUACCUCAUUUUCUGAGUUUAAGGAGUAUAAUCAGCGUUAUGAGAGCCUGAUCCAACUCGCCGCAGAGAGUGUCAAACCAUUGAUGGAAACAUCCCUAGCAGAAUGGAUCCGCGCUGCAGUGUGGUGGUUCCUGCGAGGCAAGACUCGCUUAGAAGCCUACGCUCGUUCGCGUGCAACAUUAUCGCCCAGCUUCGCCAAGCAGGCCGUCAUUGAUCUUGGAAAGGCCUUGUGGAUUAACGAAAAUAUUGUGCCUAGCCAUCCUGAGCUGGCCCGCUACGGAGCCAUGAGCGUUGACGCUCUCCACGCCGUUGCAAGCACCACAGGCGAUAAGGAAACGGUUGAUUUACUUAGUUUACAUCAAACUACCCUCAACCAUCUUCGCUCGCUUUCCAUGUCCAUCAAACGCAACAAUAUUAUUACCUCGAUUGUCUCAGAUGAAGGUUCUCCUACUCAGCUGGACACUAGUAUCUGGCUGCGCUAUCCUUUCUAUGCGCCCGACGUAUCGGCCGUUUUGUCUGGCGCAGCAACGAGAUCAAUGUUGGUCGACAAUGCGGGCAAAACACCAAGCCUGGUUCACAUGAUGCCUUUGGGCGACACCAGUCGCUACUUCAGCUAUGGUAGCAUGUUUGUGCAAGUCUGCGUGAGCUCCAGUGACGAUGACGGACAACAGCAAUAUGCCAUGCCCUGCGCAUUGACGAUCGUCCGUGAACGAGUGGAUUGGUAUGUCUUUGCGGCUAUCACCAGCCAAAGUCAGCUAGUCAACAUCUUGAUUCAAUCCGAUCGCAAACAGGGUCCCACGUGGGAGGAUGUGGACUGGCAAGUUCGGUCCCAUUCUAUGCGAGUCAAGCUUCCCAGGGGAUUCGAGUUGGAUGUCAUGUUUAAAGAAGAUGAUUUCAAGACUCUUUGGAAUAUUGUCAAAUAUACCCAGAAGUCGGAGAACAGUCUUCAUCCCGAGGCAGGUGAAAGCCUUGUCUUCGAGAACACAGUCAAGGUCUUCCAAUACAUGGAUCCUAGUACACAAAAGGCAUUCCCUCCCGACCCCGUGGAAAGAUGUCGCGUGCGCUUAUUCGAGCGCUCCGUUACCGUCACAGAAGGAACAGGGACCCGCAACGCCCACCGUGGAUUCCGAUUGGCAGUUCUUACCAAUCCUAGAGUGAAGACUCUGAGUAGUAUUCGCCAUAUUCUAGGCAACGGGUCGCCGGUUGUGUUUGGUCUUUUGCGAGGCGAGGACGGUGCCCCUGCUCUUCUUCUCAAAGUUACUGAGGACGGCCGUACAAGGUCAAUGCUCAUGACUUUCCAUGAGAUCGAAGAGCGCACGCAAAUGCACUCCGUAUUGCUUGGCAUGGCUCCACGCAAUGGCGAAAUUAAGUCGCCCGAGUUUGCCCUUAAAUCCUACUGUAUUGAACAGCCUGAAGAUCACUUCAGUGGCCGGCCGCCUGUCAAGCAUCUAGAGUUCCCGGCUGGAAGUGUGUUUGUCAUUGACCAAGAGCAUGACUAUGUUGAUCAUGGCUAUGGUCCGACGAUUCUUUCGGAGAAUUUGAGGGCAUUUGUCUCGACUGAGUGGGGCUCUGUUACCGAUCGUAUCAACUUGGGGCCUGGUGAAUUGAAAGUCGGCUUGGACGUUCACCGUUCAACUAGCAUGAGCUUGUUCCGCGGCGCGCAGCAGGAUUUGACUCUUUCACUUGCGGAUAACCUCAUUGCCCCCGAGCUCCCAGGAAAGUUGGCAGGCUUCCUUGAGAAGAUCACAGCUAAGCCCAUGGUUCGCCGACUGGAGUUCCCCACAAUGCAGGAUCUGCAUGCAUUCGAGGCUGCCGUCACAGGCUUCCAGGUGUUGUAUGAUGGCGUGGCUACGUCUUUCACUAUUUCCCGUCGACGCAGCAUGGUUCCCAUAUAUAAAAAAUGGGAAGCAUCCCAAGCUCGAGUGCAGAUCGUGCGACAAGAAAAAGUCGUUCAAUUGCUUGCUUUCUUCGGGGAAUUCCAGCACGGUACCUGCAUGAACUUUGUCCUCAAGGGCACUGAUAUUAUGGAGUCAUUUGGCCGGUCUGGCAAGUUUGGCAUCCGUAUGGUCGAUGCCAAAUUUGCUCUCCCAAAGAAGGAUGACGACCCUGCCUCCAACUUUGUGUGCCUUGAUAUGCCGGAGUAUCCAAUUGAACACGAUGAUAUUACCAUCACGUUCGAUUCUGAAGCUACCCGUGCGAUUUUCAAGGCAGCUCUGCCUGGAUCAGUGCGAGAGCCAUCUCGCAUGGGCUCCAUUCGCCGAUAA